Messenger RNA from Eruca vesicaria subsp. sativa (arugula), 3590 nucleotides. NCBI's taxonomy places the organism in Eukaryota, Viridiplantae, Streptophyta, Magnoliopsida, Brassicales, Brassicaceae. The record is from the annotation of a GenBank genome assembly.
UUCGGCUCAUACCCGAUUAGGUUUGUUCUCGAUACCAAUCGUAACGGUUUAGGGCUGAGUCUCUGAUUAGAUUUCUAGAAGCUCUGCAAAAAUCGAAAUCGCAUGGGUGAGAAUGAAUCAUUGGCGGUUUCUCCGAACGGGCUAUUACCGGGGAAGGCUGCAUCGGUGACACGUCACCUCGACGCGGAGCGAUGGUCGGAGGCGGAGGAUGUAACCGCUAAGCUAAUCGCUUGCAUCCAGCCGAAUCCUCCUUCGGAAAACCGCAGAAACGCCGUUGCGAGAUACGUGCGGAGACUUAUCAUGGAAUGCUUCCCUCCUCUCCAAGUUGAGAUCUUUACAUUUGGAUCGGUUCCGUUGAAGACUUAUUUACCAGAUGGAGAUAUUGAUUUAACGGCCUUUAGCACGAACCAAAGCUUGAAGGAUUCAUGGGCUAAUUUGGUUCGUGAUAUGCUUGAGAAGGAAGAGAAGAAUCAAAACGCUGAGUUUCGUGUUAAGGAAGUCCAGUAUAUUCAAGCUGAAGUGAAGUUAAUUAAGUGUCUGGUGGAGAACAUUGUGGUUGAUAUAUCUUUUAAUCAGAUUGGAGGUUUGUGUACUCUAUGCUUCCUUGAGGAGGCUGAUUUGUUUAUAAACCAGAACCAUUUGUUCAAGCGUAGUAUCAUAUUGAUUAAAGCUUGGUGUUAUUACGAGAGCCGUAUUUUGGGAGCUCACCAUGGGCUUAUCUCAACAUAUGCUCUUGAGACCUUGGUUCUUUACAUAUUUCAUGUUUUCAACAACUCCUUUUCUGGUCCCCUCGAGGUUCUCUAUCGCUUUCUUGAGUUUUUUAGUAAGUUUGAUUGGCAGAAUUUUUGUAUUAGCCUCUGGGGUCCUGUUCCAGUUAGUUCACUUCCAGAUGUUACAGCGGAGCCUCCUCGAAAAGAUGUUGGAGAGUUAGGAAAGAGCCAAGUGUUUCUUAAAGAUUGUAGUAGAGCUUAUGCAGUUAACCCUGUUGCUCAAGAGACACAGGGGCAUCCUUUUGUUGCCAAACACUUCAAUGUUAUAGACCCUUUGCGUGAAAACAACAACCUUGGACGCAGUGUCAGUAAAGGCAACUUCUUUAGGAUACGAAGUGCAUUUGCUCUUGGUGCGAAGAAGUUGGCUAGGUUACUUGAGUGCCCUAAGGAGAAUUUGAUCCAUGAGGUUAACCAUUUUUUUAUGAAUACAUGGGAAAGACAUGGCAGUGGUCGUCGUCCUGAUGCUCCUGGAAAUGAUCUAUGGUUAUCAAGACUGGGAGAUCCUGAGCCUUGUCUUCAAGCUGAAAAUGGUAGUAAUUCUUCAAGCAGCAAAAGAAACCAAAGUUCCGCCCCUCCCAGUAUGCCCUCUCGACAAAAAAACGGUGGAACGGAAGUUAUAUCUAAAACAACGUAUCAAACCCAGAAGAACUGUGGUAACUCUUACCAACUUUCUCAGGAAGUUGGGUCUAAUCAAAAUGCUUCAAAUGGUAAGCUUCAGCAAACUGUUAAGCCAGAAAUCAUGGUGAAUAAUUUUCAUGGAAGGCAUCUCUUUGCCAGGACACGGUCUAGCCCUGAGCUUACUGAUACUUGUGGUGAAGCUCUUUUGCCAGCAAGGCGUAGUAGAGCCUCAGAAGCUGGAAAACGCCUAAUUAAUUCCACGAGGGCUGAUAGUAUCAAGGACAAAAAUCUAGAGUCUGAGAGUUUGUCAAGCAGCAUCAGAAAUGCGGCUGACUCAUCUUCAGUUAGGCAUACACCUUCCCCUCGAAGUCCUGAUAGUACUGUUGACAUGAGUAGUGCAGUGAACAGUUAUUGUGAUGAUUUAGGUUCAGUUUCUGUGAAUGAAGAGUUCUCUGCAACAGGGGAACAGGGAAUGCAACAGGAAGAGCAAGAUCUUGUUAACUCGAUAACAUAUGUUACCGGGCAAGGUUUUAAUGGUCACUUCCCUUUUCCUUUUAAUUUUUCUACGGGCCCCCACUUACCGUUUCAAAUGACACCUGCCGUCUUAGCUUCAAUGGGAUAUGGUCAUAGGAAUGUGCCUGGUAUUGUUCCUUCUAACAUUCCUUUCAUGGAAACACCUUGGAGUACCAAUAUGCAAUUUCCGCAAAACUUUGUGUCUCCACCAUUUACCCAUUAUUUUCCGGGUGGAUCACAUCCAAUGUCAGAAAACCUGAGCAAAUCUGGUAAUGAAGAGAUGGGGUCUUUAGAAGUGAAUGUUGAAGACUCUGAACAUGAUAACUGGAACGAGCAAGAGAGGGGAGCUCCUAAUUUUAGACUUGAAAAUGGGGGCUAUGAUAAGCAUCACUCAUCUUCUACAGAACACAGUUUCGCACCCUCAGGUCGUAAAUCUCGAUCAACAAGGGUAGAUGAUUUAGAGAAUUCACACCCUCCAGUCAGAGGCAGUCAGAUUCAAAGUGAGGAGAGAAACGCAGGCUCUAGAUCUGUUUCUUGUGCUAUGCCACCUGGUUAUCUCCAGGGGCGUUUACCAUGGGAUGGUCUUGGAAGACCUCUUGCUUACACAAAUGGAGCUAAUCAGCUCAUGACCUACGGACCUCGUCUUGUACCCGUUGCUCCUGUUUCCACCAGGCCACCUAAUAAUAUUUAUCCUCGUUAUGCUAAUGAAACUCCCAGAUAUCGAAGUGGGACGGGGACCUAUUUUCCAAAUCCUAGAAGGGAGCAGCGGCCUACAUCUGGCAUGAGGCGAGGGAAUAAUUAUGGACAUGACAGAAACAACGACCAUCAAAGUGAGAGAGAAGGUAACUGGAACGGUGGUUCAAAGGCACGGGCCUCUGGACGUAGUAGUAGCUACAACAAUCGUAAUCAAGUUGAUAAUAAUAAGCCAAGGCAAGACCACCGAUCCGAUAGGCAAUGGGUGUCAUCGUCGUAUAGGCAUGAAUCAUCCUCAUAUUCGUCUCACCAACCUCCUAUGCGCUCACAAGAUGCUUCUGGGAAUGUGGCGUAUAGCAUAUACAGACUGCCACAUGGCAUGAAGCAGAACAGUGAGGGACACAACCCUCCUCCAUCUGCCAUGAUGUUUUAUCCGUACGAUCAGAACAACUCUGUGGAUGAAGCACCGCAUCUUAAUGACGGCAACCAUUCAGCUGGUGGUGAGGCAUUUGAAGAUCAGCAGCCAAGGUAUCGUCGUGGUUCUCACACUGAUGAUCCUUCCUCGCCUCGCUUCCCUAGGGGAAAGUAACAUCAAUGAGGGUGGUCAAGUUUUGGCUGGAACUGAUCAAUCUCAGACCAAUCUGGUGUUUUUUUGUUGAAGCAACAAAGAAAGAAACCAAGUCAAGGGUAAUCGGUAAGCAUCACUCAGCGACCCAACCUGGUUAAGAAAACGCUACGCAGAGAUCAGAUCCUAGAGCUAGCUGGUUAAAAACUUUUCUUUGCUCUCUUUCCACAGAAAAUGUAGUCUUUUUUGCCCACAAAGAAAUACUAUUAGAAUUAAGGGCUCAUCGUCAAUCAUGUUUCUAUAAAACAUUCAAGAACUAAUGUGCUCUAAUUUCUUUUUAGCAAGAAAAAAAAAAUCGUAUACUUUUUAGCUGUACGUGUAGUUUUGCUUUGAUCAUGGCAGAAAAUGUGGAAUAAGAUUACUCUGUGUAG